Molecule: messenger RNA, 1784 nt
Organism: Drosophila santomea
Lineage: Eukaryota; Metazoa; Arthropoda; Insecta; Diptera; Drosophilidae
Gene: Qsox3
Product: sulfhydryl oxidase 1
Exons: 1
Coding region: 81-1757 (558 amino acids)
Biological process (GO): protein folding
Cellular component (GO): Golgi membrane
Molecular function (GO): flavin-dependent sulfhydryl oxidase activity; protein disulfide isomerase activity
Source: RefSeq, a predicted model, not a curated record
GAAGCUAAUGAGAUAAGUGGGUUUUGUAAUUAUGCCAUGUGGAGUGAGAAAAUGCAUAUUAUCAUCGGUCCUAGGAUAAAAUGGUUUGGCAUUUCGGGUUACCAUAUUAUACGUGCAUUAUCCUUACCCUGCUUAUACAGGAAGGACAUUUAAUGAAGAGCUGUGAUGAAGAUGUAAAACCUCUGUACUCAGAAGUGGACAAUGUUCUUGUUGGGCUGGGUGACAGUUUGGAAAGGAGUUUAGCUGCACCAGCCAUGGGAAAGUUGGUGCAGUUCAUGAACACCUACUGCGGAAACUGCCGGAGAUUUGCACCCACUUUUAAGAAAAUGGCUUUUGAUCUGAAGAAGUGGAACCGUGUACUCCGGAUUUAUGCUGUUGACUGUGCCCUCUGGGAAAAUGUGAAGUUGUGUCGUGAUUUUCGCAUUAGGUUUACGCCUACAAUUCGAUAUUUUCCCGCCAAAUUUCAGAGGUCGCGUUACGAAACUGGCACAGAUAUUGAAACUCAAAACCCAACGGAAAUUGUGGAGCAACUCAUCCGAAAUCUGUCCGAAAAUGACUACAGUGGAGGCAGUGGGAUAAAGCUCAACUUUGACCCCAUAGAGCCGAAUGACGAGCUGCAGGAAGUAUACGCACAGUUCGACAACAAGGUGUCAUACAUUUUGCUGGUCCAUCCAGUUAAGAUUGGCAUUAAAACGAUUCUCAACAUGCUACCAUAUCCCAAUGUGGGUGUGCGGAUUAUCAAGGAUGCCGAAAUGUUUGCCAACUUCGGACUGAAGCCGUGCAAACAAAAGUUGGCCCUUUUGAAUAGAUCUGGAAGAGUCCAACCAAUCAGGCCCAAAGGUGAAAGUAGCUCUGCCUACGUGAACAGCGUUGCUGCGUUUCUGCAGCAAAAUGGGCACACAAGUCUGCCCACAUGGCCAAUAGCUCCAGCGCCCGAAAAUGUGCUUUCGGAUGAAUACGAUGCCAUCAUUGUGGACUAUGUGCUGCAGUCCAGAAAGGUGCUCUUUCAGAACGACUUGGAGCAGGCCAUCCAGCAGUUACUGCACGUGGAGAUACCCAAGACGCCAUUCAUAAGUGGCUACAAGUUCAAGGCUCUGCGUCAUAUUAUUCGCCUAUUGCGCCGCUUCAAUGUGCUAAGCAGGGAUGGCAGGCGAAUGCUGAACAGCCUGGUGAAGCAUCUGUUUAAGGUCGAUGAGAUCACUGGUGAGGAGUUUCGGGAUGUGGUGGAUGAUCUGCAAACACGACUGGAUCCCAUCUUUACGGACAAGCAGUAUGUCGGCUGCUUGGGUUCUACACCACAUACGCGACGGUAUAGCUGCUCCUUGUGGACACUGUUCCAUUACUUGACCGUCCUGGCGGCCCAGUCGAAGACAUAUCCGCCCAGCUCCGUGACAAUUGGACUUUACGGCCUGGCUAAGUACUUUUACGGCUGCCAGGAUGGUGCCAAGUACUUCACGAAGUUGGCGAAGCGUCGGAGGAUCGCGCAAGUGACGUCCCACGACGAGGAGAUCCUCUGGUUGUGGGAGUUCCAUAACGAGGUAAAUAAAAAGCUAGCUGGUGACGCCUCGGAGGAUCCGCGGUUUCCCAAAGUCCAGUUUCCGGAGCGGAAACAUUGCCCGGAGUGCUACAGUGAAGACUCGGAUGAAUUUGAUAGAGAUGAGGUGCUGAAAUACAUGAAACGAGUGUAUGAUUUAAAGUAUUUAAGCAUUUAUGAAUUGCCAAAUCAUCAUAAAACGGCAAAGAAAUGUACAAAAUAAGAAAUACAUCUUAGAAAAUAGAAGUUA